Molecule: messenger RNA, 2507 nt
Organism: Heterocephalus glaber (naked mole-rat)
Lineage: Eukaryota; Metazoa; Chordata; Mammalia; Rodentia; Bathyergidae
Source: RefSeq, a predicted model, not a curated record
UUAAAGAGAAAGUGCUGUGGACAGCCAUCACCCUCUUUAUCUUCUUAGUAUGCUGCCAGAUUCCCCUGUUUGGCAUCAUGUCUUCAGACUCAGCUGACCCUUUCUACUGGAUGAGAGUGAUUCUAGCCUCUAACAGGGGCACGCUGAUGGAGCUGGGCAUCUCUCCCAUUGUCACCUCUGGCCUUAUCAUGCAACUCUUGGCUGGUGCCAAGAUCAUUGAAGUUGGUGACACUCCCAAAGACCGAGCUCUCUUCAACGGAGCCCAAAAGUGCAUGGAGUUUGAAGGUGCCAUCAUCGCGCUCUUCCACCUGUUGGCCACACGCACGGACAAAGUCCGAGCCCUGAGAGAGGCCUUCUACCGCCAGAACCUCCCCAACCUCAUGAACCUGAUUGCCACCAUCUUCGUCUUCGCCGUGGUCAUCUACUUCCAGGGCUUCCGGGUGGACCUGCCCAUCAAGUCUGCGCGCUACCGUGGCCAGUACAACACCUACCCGAUCAAGCUCUUCUACACCUCCAACAUCCCCAUUAUCCUGCAGUCCGCUCUGGUGUCCAACCUCUACGUCAUCUCCCAGAUGCUGUCUGCACGCUUCAGUGGCAACCUGCUGGUCAGCCUGCUGGGCACCUGGUCUGACACAUCCUCCGGGGGACCAGCACGUGCUUACCCAGUUGGUGGCCUGUGCUACUACCUGUCCCCUCCGGAGUCGUUCGGUUCUGUGCUGGAAGACCCGGUCCAUGCAGUAGUGUACAUCAUAUUCAUGCUGGGCUCCUGCGCCUUCUUCUCCAAGACCUGGAUCGAGGUCUCCGGCUCCUCCGCCAAAGAUGUUGCAAAGCAGCUGAAGGAGCAGCAGAUGGUGAUGCGGGGCCACCGAGAGACAUCCAUGGUCCAUGAGCUUAACCGGUACAUCCCCACGGCCGCAGCCUUCGGUGGGCUCUGCAUCGGGGCCCUCUCAGUCCUGGCCGACUUCCUGGGUGCCAUCGGGUCUGGAACUGGGAUCCUGCUGGCAGUCACCAUCAUCUACCAGUACUUUGAGAUCUUCGUGAAGGAACAGAGCGAGGUUGGCAGCAUGGGCGCGCUUCUGUUCUGAGUAGGAGGCCGCUUGAGCUGCCAGAAGGAGCCCCACCGCAGAGGGUGCUGCUGUGGCAUACAGACUAAUGUUUAAUGAUGACUUUUUAAUUUCAUAUUCUUUCAUUCCACUGUGUAAAGUGCUAGAAAUUUUCCAAUUUGAAAUUUUGCUUUUAGUUUUCCGCCAUUGGCAAAAAAAACUAUAGAAGGGAAGUGUUUGUCAGCUGGCCACCGGAGCCAGGGUGGUAAGCAACUGUCCCCAACUGUCCAUGUCACUUUUGUCUGAACCUUCACAGCUCCGGGGGUCCCCACUAUCCCCCACACGGGUGGGCAGUGUCCCAUUCCGGUUGGAAGCACAAACUGAAACACCUUCAGGGCAAUGCUGGAGCGGCGUGUGUGGCCUCUGGGGACGUGGACAUUGGAUCCCCGUCUGUCUCCAUUGUCCCCUGGGAGGCUGGCUUAAGACUGUUCUGUCCAAGACUCCACUGUCCCUUUUCUAAGGUCUUCAGGUAGAGCUCAGAGGUGCACAGUCUCUGGAACUCACUGCACCGCCAUGGGUCCUUCGAACAGUGCACCAGGAGGGCUGCCUGGUCCUACUGCUGCCUGUUGUGCUGUCUCCUAGUGGCUGCGCUCACUGCUCCCCUCCGUCCCUAGGGAGGGGAGCCACUGUAGCCGCGCCAGACCCAGAAGGGAAAGGCUCAGGGUCCAAGCCACUUCCGCCUCCCACUCGUGUUUUAGAAUCUCUUUUUGCUCAUAUGCAGGUAAGCAGAUGACAAGACACCACCAGUCUCCUUGCCUUCACCAGGGCCAUGAGCGGGGACAGGUGUGCAGGUGGGGUGAGGGCCCAGUCAAUCGGGGGGUUUCCUGGGAACAUUGCUGCAGUUUGAAGACUCACAAUUAUGUUGGAAGUAAGCUCUGUCUAGGAGGACAGUCGACAGAUGACAGGGUAAAGCCUCUGGCCUCAGGGAGGCCCUCUUAGGAGGGGAACAGAGGCUCUGGGCUGACUCUGGGCUCUAGAUGCAGGUGGGACCAGGGUACUCGGCACCCUUGUGGCUUCUUCCUGCCCGAGACCUCACUGGCAGUGCUGACUGACAUCAGCACAAGCCAGGGUGGGCAGGGCCCUCCCCGAAGCCAGGACUUAUACCAGUGAUGGCAAACCUACUGCAAGCGUGCCACAGCGGGCUGUUUGUUUCAUUGAAAGCUCUAAAAGGUUUGCCAUCACUGGCUUACACCAUACCACACGCGGCCUUGUCAGACCCAGUCCUGAGCAGCCUGCCCUGUGCCCUGUGCCACUGCAGCCACAGCUGGGCUCACCCCUGUGGUUGGCGGUCAUGGGAUGGGUGGGUGCUGAUCCUGGCUUCCAGGGGACUGUCACUGUGGAUGCCUAAACGGCACAACUGAGAUACAGUGAAUAUGUGACAAAUAAAGCCAACUUUUUACAAGC